Messenger RNA from Rhododendron vialii, 2150 nucleotides. Its product is annotated as F-box/LRR-repeat protein 17. The coding region runs from base 58 to 1809 and encodes 583 amino acids. The record is from RefSeq and is a predicted model, not a curated record. NCBI's taxonomy places the organism in Eukaryota, Viridiplantae, Streptophyta, Magnoliopsida, Ericales, Ericaceae. Gene Ontology annotation, molecular function: protein binding. The transcript has 11 exons.
CCCUCCCCCCUCUCUCCCUCACUGUCCAAACCCCAGUACACCACCCUACCCAUUAAAAUGCACACCCGCCAACCCCACCCGGUCACCCCAAACGGCGUCGCCUCCCCCCUCUCCUUCCCCGAUCCAAAGCGCGGCAAGAAGCGCGGCGGCUACAACUGCGGCCGCUGCGGCCUCCCCAAAAGAGGCCACACGUGCCACAUCCCCGCCGCCUCCACGACGCCAACCGAAUCCAACUCCAACUCCUCCUCCGCCGCCGUCGCCGCUUCCCCCGUCUCCGUCGUCAGGCCGCCGUCGCCGCCGCGCCGGAGCGCGGAGACCUACUCCGUGCUCCGGCGGGCGCUCUCGUUCGACCACAUCGACGUACGAGACUCUGUGUCUUCGGACGACGAGGAGGAGGUGGAGGAGGAGGAGGAGAGUGCGUUGGAUCCGAUUCUAUGGGAUGUUUUGAGGAGGUUGCCGCCGCCGGCGCUGUUGUCGGCGGCGAAGGUGUGUAAGGGGUGGAGGGACACGGCGAGGAGGAUUUGGAGGGCGGCGGAGGAGCUUAGGCUUAGGGUUCCGGCGAGUGCUCAGGUCGGAUCCGUCGGAUCGGUGUUGCAGAAGUGUUCGGGGCUUGUCAGGCUCUCGCUUAGAAUGGAAAGCGACGUGGAUGCAACAAUGCUGGCCUGCAUUGCAUUCUCUUGUCCCAACUUGCAAUCUAUGGAGAUCUUUACUUCUAACACUUCAACCAAUCGGAUAACUGGGGAUGAACUUUGUCGUUUUGUUGCUGAGAAAAGAUGUCUUACAAGCCUUAAGAUGGAAGGUUGUUCUAACCUUGGGGGUUUCAAUCUUUGUUCAUCAAGUAUUUCUACACUUUGGCUUUCGGACCUUCACUGUCUUUCUAAGAUGGUUUUCAACUGUCCCAAAUUGAAGGAGAUUUCACUGGAUUUUUCUCGUCAAGAAAAUGAUAACACUGAUCUUACUGCCAUGGUGGAUGGUCUGGGUAGGAGCUGCCCACGGCUACAAAAUAUACACAUUGCAUCAGUUCGACUUUCUCACGCUGCUGUGCUCGCUCUUACCGCUUCAAAUUUGAGAGGGUUGCGAAUGCUUUCUCUUGUGCUUGGAUCAGAGAUCACUGAUGCAUCUGUUGCUGCAAUUGCUUCAACCUACUCAAAGCUGGAGUUGUUAGAUCUAAGUGGGUCUACAAUCAGUGACAGUGGCAUUGGUAUGAUCUGCAAUGUGUUCCCGGAAACUCUAUCAAAGCUACUCCUUGCUCUAUGUCCCAACAUCACUUCAAGUGGAAUCCAAUUUGCUGCCGCUCAGCUACCGCUGCUUGAACUCAUGGACUGCGGGAUGACCAUCUGUGAUCCCAAUUCCCAAAGUUCAAUAUCUCCAGAAAAUGAUUGGGAGUUGCAGAACACAGCCAACAGCAAACUAAACCUUAUUUACCAAAAGCUAAUUAUCAAGCAUGGGAAGCUCAAAAAACUAAGUUUAUGGGGUUGUUCUGGCUUAGAUGCUUUAUAUUUGAACUGCCCCCAACUCGAUGAUUUGAAUCUAAACUCCUGUAGAAAUUUGCAUCCAGAGAGGUUACUACUUCAGUGCCCAAAUUUGGGUAGUGUGCAUGCGUCAGGUUGCCAAGAUAUGUUGGUCGAGACCAUUCAAAACCAGGUCCGUAGCGAAUCUGCUGCUCUGGAAAACCAUUUUACUUCUAAGAGAUCAGCUGAUGGCUCCAAGAGGGUUCGUGUCCCACAUUUUCUCAGCUAUCAGGCAUCUUAUGAUGAUAAGAAGCAAAGGAGGGUUUCGAAACGGCAGUGUACUGUGAUUGUGGAUUAGGGAAGAUUUGCCCUUCGGCAUUGUGUUGUUGCUGUAGGCACAUGGUUGCCAUUUCUUGUUUGUUGUCACUUUUUAGGUUCCAAGGGCAUGUAUCCUUGAUGGCCGAAAUAGUUUUAUUUUUCACAUGAUUGUCACAGAUUCAGAAGCUAAUUGCCUGGUGGAUGAUGCCUUCUCCUUGAUCACAUUCACGACAUUUCAUUUCUUUCUUGAAAUUCUCAGAAUUGUUCUAAUGAAUGAACAUCUGGGAGUUGUCAAUUCAUCUUUGGUGAACAUCUGCCAUUUAUGUUCAUUAAUUCCUCUGGUUUCCGAAAUAAAAACUUGACCAUCCUUUCAAGUUUCAA